CCACAAUUCAUCUCACAUUUCCCAUCCCGUUCCCCGUCUUGUCUUCCACGUCCCAUCUACCACCUCACACUCGCUAUUUGUUCACCAGAGAGUGGGUACCACCUCCCAUAGUCUCCCAACAAAUCAACUCCCAUCCCAUCCCAUCCCAUCGUAUCCUCACCCAGUCUAGUCUAGUCCAGUCUAGUCAAGUCAUUCCCACCCCAUCAGGGUCCACCACCGACUCGACUCAGCCGCAUCCGUCUGUGCAGAAUUCCCCCCCGUUACAAGAUUAUGUCUCCUUUUCGCGGCUCGAACGUCUGACUUGAUGCGAAAUGUUCUGUGCACGAUGUACUAGCGUAAGUAGCGUAAGUAGCGUAGUGUAAUGAAAUGUAGCACGGUGUGUUUCUCCGUUCUUGUUCCCGUUCCUGUCUUUGUUUCUGCUUCUGCGCCUGCUUCUGCUUCUUCUGUUUGUUUGGCUUUCGUGUGUGUUGUUGUGCUGUACUUUACAGUGCUGGGCUGCUACACAUACAUUCGUACAAUCCUACAUUCGACGCUGUUGUCUGUCUGUCUGGCUUUUACAUACACCGUACUUCUAUCUGCUCGAUACCAAGGAGACGAGAACACCACGCAAGGAUACACGCUCUACAUACCAUACCUCCACGCCUCGCCACGAUCCGCAUCAAUCCACACAACCACACCCACACCACCUCACCCACGACACACCCAACAAAAUGCCACUCCCCCGCGCCAUAGCCAACACCCCCGCCGAAAAACGCGGCCUAAUCCUCUCCAUCGUCUUCUUCACGCUCAUAAUCUUCGGCGUCGCCCUCACAAUCGCCGGCUGCAUAAUCUGGAAGCGAAAGCGCGACCGCAAGCAUGGCAGGGAGCUGGGCGAGACGCGCGAGUUGACGUCGAAUAUUGUGGGUGGGAGGGCGCCUGGUGGCGGGAAGGGGCGCUAUGCGAAGUUGGGGGAUGAGGAAGAGAGGGAGGGUAUUUGGGAUACCGGGG
Molecule: messenger RNA, 987 nt
Organism: Dothidotthia symphoricarpi CBS 119687
Lineage: Eukaryota; Fungi; Ascomycota; Dothideomycetes; Pleosporales; Dothidotthiaceae
Exons: 1
Coding region: 362-955 (197 amino acids)
Source: RefSeq, a predicted model, not a curated record